Sander lucioperca (pikeperch) is the source of this 2949-nucleotide messenger RNA. Its product is annotated as transmembrane protein 121. The transcript is spliced from 2 exons. Bases 1425 to 2375 code for a protein of 316 amino acids. NCBI's taxonomy places the organism in Eukaryota, Metazoa, Chordata, Actinopteri, Perciformes, Percidae. The record is from RefSeq and is a predicted model, not a curated record.
UCAAGAAGAAGGAAACCAGGGCUCUUUCUGGGAGCCAAAAGAGAAACAGCCCGAGAAAAUAGGAUAUCAGCGCAAGACUAAAUGUAAAAAAGAAGAGAGGGAAAAGAGAGGGAAAAAACAGGGUGAGAGAGAAGUUGUGCAUUCAGCUAAGCUGCAAAAGGCAGCUUCCUUCCCUCCCUCCCCCCCUCUCUCCCCGCCUAUCUCCACCCCCUGGAAAAGUGUUCUGUCUCUCUCCCUCUACCUCUUUUUUCUCUCCCUCGCUCUGCAGCUGUGGUCUGCUGAGCGUCACCUCCACACAGCAAGUGCCUUUACUUGAGCAGGAGAGGGAGAAGGAAGAGGAGGGUAGCUGCCAGAGAGCUCAUCCCAGGAGUGUUUCUGAACGAACCAAAGGAGCAUCUCUGUGACUUCGAGGGAGGCGGCGUUGGGAGUAUCACAGUGCUGGUGGUGUUGGCAGAACAUGCUGAGUGGAGACAAGGAAAUCCACUGGCGCUGUUGAUCCUGGUGUCCCUGGCAAAAGCUGCUUGAGCAGGAGACUGAAAAAGGCGCAGCAGCCAGGAUUUCGCCAGGGGGGCAGCAUUUUACAGCGACAACGAAGCGUGGAGACAGCUGAAACCUACACACACACGCGCGCUGGAGAACACACACGCAUACAGCUGAGUGGGGAAAGACAGUCACACGCUGCAUUUUAAAGAUUCACUACAACCCUUCUCCUUCUGAAGCACACAAACUUACAAAUUGGUACAUUUUCUUGUCCAUGGAUGCUGGAUGAUGGAGACGAAAACUUCUGGAGAGGAAAUUCUCUUUUAGGAAGGACUUACUGCAGAGAUUUUCCCACUAAGAAUAACUUUCUCUUUUGGGGGGAGUUGGGAGGUUUAAACCGUCUAUCUAAGCACAAAACAAAAUAACCUCUAUUCUUAGUUGCGGAAAUUGAGAGCGGUCUUUGUGACCGUUGAGAUUCCUCCUCCUGAUUCAGUCUGAGCAGUAAGUGGAUUAUGACAGCAACAUUUGGGGAUUUCUCUUUUGCUUGAAAAAAAAAAAGAAGAGAAGAAUAUAUCCAUGACUGGUGGAUUUACGUCUGUUAUAGAAGGAGAGGAUCCCGUGCGUUUUCUCCUCUCUUCUCUAGUGGAUUACAGAUGGGCUUUGUGAUCUCUCAGUGCCGUCUCAUGGAUGAUCGCUCGCUGCCAGUCAUUAGGAUAAAGUACAAAGAGGGAGACAAGUGGCUUUGGCACAAGCGGAGAUUGAUUGAAGUGAUCUGUGUGAAUCCUAUUAAUGCACCCUGGACUCUGGCCAAGGUAGAAGCAAUGGAGGGGAACACCGCUGUCUAGCAGCACUAUCUGAUCUGCACCCUCACUGGACAAACUAAGCACCGUCUGCACUCUCUUUUCAACAACACUCCUCCUCCUCUUCCUCUCAACCAGGCAAAGAUGGUACCUCCACCUCCCACCAACAAGCCCCACGUGUGCUUAUCCACCAUCCUGAUCAUGAGCAGCAUGGCACUGAUUGAUGCCUACCUGGUGGAGCAGAACCACGGGCCACGCAAGAUUGGCAUCUGCAUCAUGGUGAUGGUGGGAGACAUCUGCUUCCUAAUCGUCCUGCGUUACGUGGCGGUGUGGGUGGGUGCUGAGGUACGCACGGCUAAGCGAGGCUACGCCAUGAUCCUCUGGUUCCUUUACAUCUUUGUGCUGGAGAUCAAAGUCUACUUUGUGUAUCAAAACUACAAGGCGGACAGGAAGAGCCUGGACGCUCUUGCAAGGAAAGCGUUGACGUUGCUGCUGUCCGUUUGCAUACCAGUGCUGUUUGUGGUGCUGGUUGCUAUCGAUCAUAUGGAGUACGUUCGCGCCUUCAAGAAGCGCGAGGAGAUCCGCAAUCGUCUCUUCUGGGUGGUGGUGGACUUGCUGGACAUACUGGACAUCCAAGCCAACCUGUGGGAGCCUCAAAAGAAGGGGCUUCCUUUGUGGGCAGAGGGCCUGAUGUUCUUCUACUGCUACAUCCUGCUGCUCGUGCUGCCCUGCGUUUCCUUGAGCGAGAUCAGCAUGCAGGGCAUCAACAUCGUGCCCCACAAAAUGCUGCUGUACCCCAUCCUCAGCCUGGUGACCAUCAACAUCAUUACCCUCUUCAUCCGCGGGGGGAACAUGAUUUUGUACAGGGACGCCAGGGUAUCCGGGAUCCUGAUAGGAAAGAACAUCCUGGCCAUCAUCCUAAAGACCUGCAGCUUUGUGCAGUACAGGAGACAGUUGCAGAACGCUUCCCCUGCCUUCGGGGUGGAGCUGCAGAAAAACUCAGUGGCCCAUGCUCGCCCUGCCCCCAACCCUCCUCAAGUGGUCAUGCAAGACCAGACGCCCCUCCCCGAGGUAACCACGUGUGAACACACAUGACAGAAUGUUGAGGUGAAUCCUGGAGAUGUCAGUGUGAAUAGCCUCAGGAUGCUGGCAGGGCACAACGUUCCACCCCCUUUAGGGCAAGUGAACACUCAUGUGAACACUCAUGUGAACACACAGGAGAUCAUGUUCUCCGCGGCUGCUUAAUGGCACACAGGACACUGCAGACGCUUAGCUAGGAUAUAGCGCAGUGCUGUAUCCAAAGCUAUCGUGGUGCAAAAUACAGCAUCACUUGGGACUUUAUUAAAGCAUUUCCUUCAAUGAAUUCUGUGUAUUUUUUCGAAUUGUACAAAAGAUUAAAAAAAGGCAACUACUGCAAGAUUAGAGGAUAUAUUUUUGAAUUGUAUGUGUUGCAUUCUAAUCUUAAACUUAAGGGUCUGUGUGCUGUGGUGUGUAUUUCUGUUGCUCGAAUGUUCUUAGUAGUUGAGGGCUUGAACACAUCAAAGUCAGGAGGAGCAAAGUAAAGUAAUGAAAAUAACAGUUAAAGCUUUCUCUUGAAAGAAGUGUGUUUUUUAUAUGUGAUUCUUUGAUAAAGUAUUGUGUACAAGAUAAAGGCUCUCGUGCUCUCUCA